AUGGCGGCGGCCGUUGGCGCGGGAUCCUGCUUAUAGUUCCACUGCCUUACCCAUCUGCCUGUGGCAAAAUGUGAAAGGAGAAGCGGCUGGUGGAGGGGGUCCUAGGCAAUGAGUCGGCGAAGGAAACAUGGAGACAGCCCUGGCCUGAAGAACCCGCCGCGGACGGCGGCGGCGGCCGAGGAAUGCAGCUCAGUGGUCGAGCCACGGAAGAGACGGCUGAGGGCGGCCCGCGGCUCGGGGCUCGGCGGGGUCGGAGAGGGGCCGCCACGGGCCCGGCCGCAGCAGGAGCAGCCUCCGGCAGCCGCUGCGUGCAGUAAAAGUCACCCCGAGGAAAGAUAUGAAACACCAAAGCGAUUGCUCAGAAUGGAUUUAUUGUCAUCUACCUUCAGUUCUCCUAAUGAUCCAGAUGGACAGAAUGAUAUCUUUUGGGAUCAAAAUUCUCCAAUGACAAAGCAGUUAGGUAAAGGAAGAAAAAAACAGAUUUACACCACAGAUAACGAUGAGAUCUCACAUAUUGUUAGUCGUAUUGCUCCUCAGGAUGAAAAACCAGCAGCAAACUCCAUGCUGGGCAUGUGGAUUGGUGAAACUGCCAUUCCUUGCACUCCUAAUGUUGCAAAAGGAAAAUCAAGAGCAAAAAUCAGCUGCACAAAGUUAAAAACACAAAGUCGAGAGGAAGAACUUAUGAAAUUGGCUAAGCAAUUUGAUAAAAAUAUGGAAGAGCUAGAUGUGAUUCAAGAGCAAAACAAGAGAAAUCAUGAUUUUACCCAGAUGAUUUCAGAAACAGAGACUUUAAAUAAUUAUGAAGAUAAUGUACAGAUGCGGUUAUUCCAUGAUAGAGUUCUCGAGAUCGAUAAUGCUAUAAUAAGGAAGCCAGUGAACGAAAACACCAAGAUACCUGUGGUAAAUGAUCAAAAUAGCAGUCAGAAGCCAUUUGACCAAAAUGCUGAAGCAGCCUUUAAUGCCAUUUUUGAUGGUUCUACUCAGAAAUGUAGCGGACAGAUAAGCCAAGAUCUGUCAGAUACUUUUUUGAACAUCAGUAAUACCACCUUUGGAAAGAAGAGUGUUUUGAAAGAGGAGAAAAUCAUUACUAACGAAACUCAGGUCACUGAAAAACUGCCAAAUAAAACCCCAGGAUCGCUUUCUUGUCAAGUAGAUAAUCCUGGAAUGAUAAAAUCAUGUGCGACUUCCAGUACUAAGGAACCGGAAGCUUUUAAUAAGCACCUUGAUGCCUUUGCUACCAGUGAUUUUGAGGAUGAUUGGGAAAACUUAUUAAGUAAUGAACUUUUUGUUAUGCAAAAUGGCGAAAUGUCUGAACUUUUCCCUGCUUCUAAAACAACCCAAAUUGUUGAUCGAAGAGGAAUUUGUACCUUUAACAAUAAAAAUGAUAAAAGUAAGUCAAGAACUAAUUCAAGUCUAGAUGCCAGAUUAAAAGAUUCAAAAAUUUUACAAGAUCUUCCUUCAAAGACACAUAACAGUGAAUUAAUAGAUGCUGGAAAAUAUAGAUUUUUGCCAGAUCCAAAUGGUAAACCAAACAAAUUACCAUCCACUGGAAAUAAAAUGAAAUUUGAGAAAUCUUUCAAUAAAAUUGUUGUUCAAGACAAAAUGCAAGAUUGUGCAGCUGCAUUUGAUCUGACAAAAGUCAAGGAAGAUAUUCAUACUAAAUUUCCUUCUAAUGUAAAUGCUUCUGAAAAAAAGUCUACUUUGAACACAGGAUAUUCUAAUGAACAAAAAAAUCAGGCCAUUUUUAAUCAGUCUUUUAAAGCACCUGCUACUAUAGAUCCUUUUGGCUCUGCAGCUUUGGACAAUGAAACCAGUGUUCAUAACCCAAAUCAGACUAAUGCAUCCAAGUUAGAUUCUUUCUUUGAUGAUUGGAGUGAUCCAUCAUUUGCCAAUGAAAUUGUUAAAGCAUGUCACCAAUUAGAGAAUACCUGGGAAGCAGAUGAUGUAGAUGAUGAUUUAUUAUACCAAGCGUGUGAUGAUGUUGAAAGACUAACUCAGCAACAAGACAUUAGAAGAGACAGCAAGACAUCAGAAAGUAUACUUGAGAUCAAUAAUAGUUCCACACACGGAGCUAAAAACAUGUUUACUACAUCUAAACAAAGGAGCCAGUUGAUGCAACGGAAGCAUUUGAAUCUGAAUAGCAUUUCAGUGCAUAUGUCUUCAUCGACAAAUAAUUCACAAAUAAAUAAAUCAAUGAAAAUGGAGAAAAGGGAAAUUUUUGGAAAUUCUCCAGGUUUUCUGGGUGCUACGACAAAUUUGACUAUAUACCCUAAGAACUUGAAUUGUCAGGCCAAUAAUCUCCAUGUCUCUUGGAAUAACACAGAUGUUCCAAUACAAGUGAAUGGUUCCAAAUCAAUUCUUGCAGGAGGUUCAAGUUUCAAUGUGAGUUCAGAUCAUAUGACUACAGAAACUGCUACUUGUAAGAAGAAAUUGAGUUCUAAGCAUCUAUCCCAUAGGACCAUAACAGAUGAAGCGCAGAGUGACCUUAACAGGACAGUUAGAUUUUCUAAGUAUACGUUUACAAAGAUGAAAAAUUCUCAGAUUUGUUCCCAGUUUAAUGAAAAUUGUGUAACAGGAAGUAUUUCUGAUACCAAAAUUAAACAGGAUUUGGAGAAAAAUAAUACUCCUGGCAUCCCAUUAUGUGGGAAGGCUGUUCAGCCGCAAUCUUUGGUGAAACUUUCUGAAUCUUUGAGACAACCUUCAAAAGAGGAAGAAGAGAAAAAUAGAAGGUAUUCUCCUGAAGAAAUUAAGAGAAAAAGACAAGAAGCACUGGUUCGAAGAAUGGCCAGAUCACAGGCAUCAUCUGUAAAGGCAGCUCCCACUUAACUUGAUUUCUUUAAUGAAAUAUUAGUUGGAGGACUUAACAAAGACAGUUGAUAACUAUCUAUGAUAGAAAAUAUUUUUUCUUAGUUUCUCUAUGAGAAAUUUAAUGCUGAGUUAUAAAGCAUGGACUUCUACUUUAUUUGCUAAAUCAGUGUUUGCAGUAGUCAGUGAAACCUUUCCUUGGAGAUGUGUGUGAAAGUAAUUGCGUAUAAGUUUUGGAAAUUCUGCAAAGUUAGCAAUUAUGUGGUAAAAUUAUACACAGGAAAAUAGUUACAUUUUUAAAUACUGUGACAGAGGAUCAUCAAAAAAUAGGUAAUCUAUGUAACUUUUAUUGUAAUAAAUCUUUUCCUAUUACAAAGCUUCGACUUACUAAGUUAAUAGAGACUUUUUGUAAUAGUUUUACUUUCAGUAGCAGUUCCUUGAAGUUUUUAUACAUUUCUAAAUUUUAAUUAAUACUUCCAUAUUCUUAGGAACAUGGUUGGUAGGAAAUAAAGUACUUCAAUUUAUUUGUAAGGAAAUUACUAUUUUCAAUUCCUAGUCUGAAAUAUAUUUGAAUUUUAAUUUUCUAAAACAUGAUACAUUUUGGAAAGUUUCCACCAUUUUUAGGGAAAAUGCUGAUUUAAGAAGUUUGGUUUAGAAAAAAGAAAGUGGAUUGGCUAUAUAAGUAAUGUAACAUCAUCAACACUUAGAACUGUGAGAAACUUUAGAUAUCAUCUGGUUCAGCUUCUUUCUUGUAUAGGUGAGAAAUGAAUACUGUUAUUCUGAAAGUCACAAGGCAAGUUAAAGCUGUGCUAGGAUUAGAAUUUUUUUCAUUCUAACGGAUACUUUGACAAUUGUUUCAUUUGCUUCAGGGUAUUAAUUAGCACAUAAAAUAACUUGUUUGUGGGAGUAUUAAUUAUUUUAUAGUAUAAAACAAAAAAUGUAACUAAAAUUACCUUAAGGACUGUUUAAUAAUAAUGCUCAUUGUUUCUUGUAUUAAAGAAUUAAUCAUUCCAGGAUAUAAAAAUGAGAAUCUUCUAUUUUCAGUUUUCCUAUAACUAUGUAAUUUUACCUUGAUUAAUUUCCUGAUUUUAGUAAUUUGUUCAUCCUAUUGCUCCUUUUUCUUUUUGCCUGUUUGGAAUUUGCUAAGCCAGAAGUAAAAAUCUUAGAGAGCAUAAGGGCAGUAAGGAUGCUUUAUUCAUCCCAAAUGGCUUUAAGAGACCUGACAAAAGUUAUAGAUGCGAAAUACCUAUUAGGGUGUUCACCACUAUUCAGGUAUCUUAGAGCUAUGAUAAUAUCAAAAUAAUUAAUGCAUUUUAAGGUAUUUCCAUAUAGAGAUAUAUCAUUUUGAAUACUGCAUUUUCAUAUAUACAGUGAAAUAACACAUUCCAGGCAACCUUUAUUAUUUGUCUAAGAAUAGAUAAUAAAGAACCUAAAUAAAUACAGGUAAGUUUUAUAUGUAAGACAAUGAAGAACUGAGAAUCUUUAUCUUUUUCUAAAGUGAGUUCACUGUGUUCUUACUAUGCUUUGGGUAUGUCUACCUUUGCUUAAGCUCUUCCCUACCUGCCACUUGCUUCUUCCAGAGUGCCUUUAGCCUGUUCUGUCCAUUCAUUAAGACUCAGCCUAAUACGUCUCAGCUUCUCUGAAACUCAUACCUGACCAUCCUCACUGGAAUUGACUUCUUCUCUCUGAUCAUGGUGGUACUUAUUUCUUGCAUCUUUCAUGGGGCAAUUCAUUAUUCAGUUCUAGUAAUAUUUCUAAAACUUCUCAUUUUGCCAUAUUCUCAUAUAGCCUAUACUGCUGUUUAUUUAAUAGUUGUCUUAAAGUGACCUCUUUCUCUUUAAAACGAUACUUUAUAGUACUUGUGAAUGUUGGGUGGACUAUUGGCCCAGCACAUCUGAACCUGAACAUAAUUGAGUUUCUAGGAUUACUCCUGCUGUUCACACUCUGCCUUCCUAUCCUGAUUCUUCUUCCCUUUCCUGUUGUUGGAAACAGCAGGCAUUGAGUGGACCAUGAAUGAGCAUGCAGAGGUGUAGAUAGUUUCUCUGUCUAGAUAGUGUCUCUUUCCAGUCUCUCUGGAAUCUGUUUCCACACAGGGAAGGAGUAAUUGGUAGCCCUGGCAGUUCUAUUCCAGCUCAAGCUCUGCUGCUGUUUAUGUAUCUCAGGCUGGCUGCAGAAAAACUGAUGCUAAUAAUGCCAUUAUUACAGGAAAAUCUACUGCAGAGUAGAGCCUGUCUAUCAUUAUUCUUUCUUGCUGCAGAUGUGCAACCCCAAUCUCAGGAAAACUUGGGUUGUAUGUUACAGAUACAGUCAGUGGUGGGCAGGCAUGUACCACACUUUGAGAAACACUGCUUAUAUCAUUAUACUCUAUUAUCACAAAUGUUUAAGUUCCUGAGAACAGAGGUACAUUACUUAUCUCUGUCUACCUGAUACUGAUAUUCAGUGGUUACUUAUUAAAUGUUGAAUGAAUUUAGACAAAUUCUAAUGGCAGAGAUUCUUCCUUGCCCUACUUGAAGCAAUUUGACUCUCAUUCGCUGAGCUUCAGGAUUGGAAGAUGUUUCCAAGAACAGUUUAAAUUUAACCUAAUACUGAUUAAUCUAAGUGAUAAUUUAUCUAAAGUCUGACCAUGGUUUUCAGUUCUUGCUGGGAUGUGGUGAACAAAAUCACUUGUGGGACUCAAAAACAAAACAACAUACUUGGGUCCUUGUGCUUCCCUUAGACUUCAUAAAUGAGUACAUCUAGUGGUACAGGGUUCAAAAAAAAUUGUAAUUGCUAAACUUAUUUAACAGUUGCUAAAUGUUUUAUUUACCAUGCAUGGUUUUAAGAAAUUUACGUUAUCUCAUUUAUUUCUCAAAAUAAUCCCAUAAGUAAUGAUUUUAUCACCAUUUUAAAAAUAGGGAAACUGGAGUAUGUGUAUUAAGUGACUUUCUCAAGGUCACACAGUUAUAAAGAAGUUGGAGCUGGACUUUGAACCCAAACAAUCUAAUUCCAAAUAUUGUGAUCUUAACCAUUGAGUAUAUUGUCAUUCAUGGAAACUAUUCCUAAAAACUAGUGGUCUAUGUAAAUUAUCAGUAUGUACAAAAAAGAAUUGUAGCAUUUCAGGCAUGUGUACCAAAAAACUCACUAGAAUCCUAUAGCUUAAUUUUAUAGCUCAGGAGAAUUUUUUUCCAAUCCCAAUUGUUGUUAUAGGUGACUCCUGUACUUUAUGUGUAUGUGAGUGGGUGGGUGGUUAUUGAUUAUAUGAAUCCACAUAGAGGUCAUCUUCUUUUUUCAUUGAACUAUUAAACCAAAAAAUAGAGAAAUGCAUAAAAUGUAUAGCUAUUUAAAAUGUCGUUUUACUUCACUAUUUUAGUAACUUCUGGGUGUUCUGGUCUUAAACCUAUUGGGGAGAACUUAAUUGCC
Messenger RNA from Equus quagga, 6204 nucleotides. It is a transcript of the gene ETAA1, whose product is annotated as ETAA1 activator of ATR kinase. NCBI's taxonomy places the organism in Eukaryota, Metazoa, Chordata, Mammalia, Perissodactyla, Equidae. The coding region runs from base 109 to 2826 and encodes 905 amino acids. The transcript is spliced from 6 exons. The record is from RefSeq and is a predicted model, not a curated record.